Trichoderma virens Gv29-8 is the source of this 2130-nucleotide messenger RNA. RefSeq lists its product as uncharacterized. Gene Ontology annotation, biological process: regulation of transcription by RNA polymerase II; DNA-templated transcription. The annotation marks the transcript as partial. The record is from RefSeq and is a predicted model, not a curated record. Gene Ontology annotation, molecular function: zinc ion binding; RNA polymerase II cis-regulatory region sequence-specific DNA binding; DNA-binding transcription factor activity, RNA polymerase II-specific. The transcript has 5 exons. Gene Ontology annotation, cellular component: chromatin. Lineage: Eukaryota; Fungi; Ascomycota; Sordariomycetes; Hypocreales; Hypocreaceae.
ACUAGUGUAGAUACAAAAGAGAAGCCAUUUCAAUGUUCUCAAUGCCCCAAAGCAUUUACCAGAAAAGAUUUGCUCUCGCGGCACGAUCGACUCUCCCACCACUCUGGGACUGCAUCACAGUCUUCGUCCUCCACUACACUUCCCGUAGCCUACUCUUCUCAACAGCCGCCGAUAUCUAUCAAUGUGCUGCUGGAUCCUACAACAGAACACUCAAGCAGACAAUCAGACGGCCAUGUUACACAAGGUAGCUCUAUGAGUCAGCCGCUGGGUUUUCCAAUUGAAGAUACAGCUGUCGAUUAUUUUACAAUUGGUUCCAUGGAUGAUUUCACAUCUUUUAUGGAUAGCGUCUCCGUCCCCACGCAUCCAUUCUCUCCGACUUACCAACCUGUGCCAUUGUUUUUUUCAGCAUCUGACCCAUCUUCUACCAAUGCUUUAAACGAAGAUAUAGCAGGCAAUGCUACAUGGAGAAAUACAGCAUCGAGGCAACUCUUUAGGCUUCCUCCACUACAAUCUGAUGAUGAGCUGGCCAAUCCAUGCCCUCAAGAUCAACAUGAUCUCCAUAUGCAUAUAUCUACCGACUGUCGGCAACGUAUCAUCAAUGACUUGGAUGGGUUUUCCAAUUAUAUCGACAAAAACUUUGCCUUACCAUCACGACACGUAUUAUCGAGAUUUUUCGGAGGUUAUUUUAAUACCUUCCACGAUCACUUCCCGUUCAUUCAUAUUCCAACUCUCAGGCCUGAAAAUAUUAGGGCGGAGCUAUUUCUUGCCAUGGCUGCUGUUGGAGCUCGCUAUACUCACGAGUUGGAAAUAAGUAUUGACUUAUUUCAUAUGGCAAAAGUCUUGGUACUCGAACGCCUUCGGAGACACAGAGCUGCAAAUCCUAUCGAGACGGGUCUGUCCAAAGACAGCCAGCAAAAUAUUAUCCAGACGGUUGAGGCGAUGCUUUUAUUAGUUGCAAUUACUACCUGGUCUGAGCCUGGCACUACAUCUGAUGCUUUGUCGAUGCGCAGUAUGCUAGACUGUCUUAUACGGGAAGAGGGAGCUCUUCGUAUUCGUCAAACACGAAAUUCUGAUGAUUGGGAAAGUUGGAUUUACUAUGAAAAUAUUAAGAGGGUCAUUUUUGUUGCAUAUUGCUUCAUUAAUAUGCAUACCAUAGUAUUCGACAUACCACCUUUGAUGUGGGCAAAGGAAAUUAAUUUCGAGCUUCCUUGUCGCGAAAAGGAGUGGAGGGCCAGGAAUGAGGAGGAGUGGAAGCAAGCAUACGGCCAUGGAGGCCAACCGGCUCAAAACUUUCGGGAGACUUUUGCGAGUCUUUUCGCUAGCACAAAUGAGACGGAUGAUAAGUCAAAGACAAAUCAAACGAGCUUCUCGUCUUUGGGCGGAUGUGUCUUGAUGCAUGCGCUGAUUCAACAAAUCUGGCUGGCCAGAAAUUCUGGAUUACCUCUUCAGCAGCCAGAGAACAGCCUUUCGACAGAACAGAUUGGUGCUUUUGAGAAUGCACUAAGAACUUGGGCGAUAUACUGGGAGCAGAAUCAAGAAUCUUCCAUGGAUCCCUUGAGCCCUCACGGCCCUAUUGCAUUUACCUCUACGGCUCUUAUGAGGCUAGCCUAUAUUCGACUCAACAUGAAUCUCGGCCCUAUACGUUGUUUAAGUAGUUGGGAUCCGCAUUUGAUCGCGCAGUCGCUUCACGCGAGCCCCCCAGUCCAGCGUAGCGAGAGACUCACUCGGGCUGCUCUUCAUUGUGCACAGGCUCUGAGUAUUCCAGUCAAGUUAGGUAUAAACCAUAUCGCGGAGACACAAGUUAGGUUCUGGUCAAAUCAGCAUGCCUUGUGUUCUUUGGAGUGCGCUUUAUUGCUCGCAAAGUGGCUUGAAUCAGUUGUCGUAGAUGAUCCCAACCCACCACUGACACAAGCAGAGGAGCGACUUUUGGACUUUGUAGUCCAGCUCAUCGCUGAAGCUGAAUACAAAGUUCAAUGCGAAAAGAUAUGGGAAAGAAAAAUGUCACUCAAUGCGCAGACUGUACGGCUCUGGGCAAGGCUAUAUCAAUCCAAAAGCGUCUGGGAGGUGGUUGGUUUGAUUGGAGCGUCAUUGAGCAUAUAUGCAGACAUACUGGAGCAAAAAUGCUCAUAA